Molecule: messenger RNA, 854 nt
Organism: Pelodiscus sinensis (Chinese soft-shelled turtle)
Lineage: Eukaryota; Metazoa; Chordata; Testudines; Trionychidae
Source: RefSeq, a predicted model, not a curated record
GAGCCCUGUGGCCACUGACCCUGAGUGGCAGCGGGUGUCUCCAUGUUUCUCAAGCAGAGGCGAUGCUAGGGGCUAGCCCCCUCCUCAGCCUGGCGAGCUGCCUGCAGGAAACACCUCUCAGUCCUCCCUGGGCUUCCCCAAGGCCGGCGCGCCACGCAGGAGCAGAUGCGUCACCGAGGGAACCGCAGACAGGAGUGGUGUGGGGCUGGUGCGGAGAGGACGUCGGCACCAGCACCUCGCCCCUUCAAGGCCUAGAGAACUGCCUAAGGGACAUCCCUGUCACUGGCCCUCACGGCGCCCGUGUGCCAGCCAGCAUCGCCCUGGCCAGCCCGCAGAGAGACACGGGCCAGGGGAGGCCAGGGGCCGGGGCAUGGAGCUCCCUUGCCGAAGAAGUCAGGACGGAGCAUUCACCGCUGCAAGGGCUCGAGAACUGCCUGAAGGACAUUCCUGUACCUCGCCCUCGCCACGCCAGUACCCCACUCAGCCGCUCCUCUGGGAGCAGCUCGCCGGAUCCACGGGGCAGACUGGAGGCAGCGGAGCAGCCCGUGGAACCUGAAGCAGGGGCAGUCUCAGAGGCCACGGCCCCGCUCCGAGGCUUGGAGAACUGCUUGAAGGACAUCCCUGUAAACAAGCCCAUGCACUCCUGUGUAGCAGCUCGUUACUUCAGCCCAAGACAGGCGCCGGGGUCCUGGCGAGCGUGUGCGGCAGACAGCUCCCCCCCGGACGGACUGCUGACCUGCUUGAUGGAAAUCUCCGCCAGCCCCCUGUCCCGCAGCAGUGCCGAGGGGGAGCAGGACCUGCGGGGUGGUUUGGGCCGACGUUGCCGGCUCCUGAAAUCCCCCGGGGGCCCAUGA